Messenger RNA from Myotis daubentonii (Daubenton's bat), 2802 nucleotides. RefSeq names its product lectin, mannose binding 1 (gene LMAN1). NCBI's taxonomy places the organism in Eukaryota, Metazoa, Chordata, Mammalia, Chiroptera, Vespertilionidae. The record is from RefSeq and is a predicted model, not a curated record. Gene Ontology annotation, cellular component: Golgi membrane; endoplasmic reticulum membrane; endoplasmic reticulum-Golgi intermediate compartment. Gene Ontology annotation, biological process: endoplasmic reticulum to Golgi vesicle-mediated transport. Gene Ontology annotation, molecular function: D-mannose binding.
CCUGCCGCGAGCCUCUGCUUUCCAGAAUCCAAGAUGGCGGGAUCCAGGCAAAGGGGUCCUCAGGCCAGAGUUCGGCCACUCUUCUGCGCCCUGCUACUGUCGCUUAGUCACUUCGUCCGGGGUGACGGCGUGGGAGGCUACCCCGGGUCCGCCGGUGCCGCGGGCACCCCCGCCGCGCUGCCACAUCGCCGUUUCGAGUACAAAUACAGCUUCAAGGGGCCGCACCUGGUGCAGAGCGACGGGACCGUGCCUUUCUGGGCCCACGCGGGGAAUGCCAUUCCAAGUUCAGAUCAAAUUCGAAUAGCACCAUCCUUAAAAAGCCAAAGAGGAUCAGUGUGGACAAAGACAAAAGCAGCCUUUGAGAACUGGGAAAUUGAGGUUACAUUUCGAGUGACUGGAAGAGGUCGAAUUGGAGCUGAUGGCCUGGCAGUUUGGUAUACAGAAAAUCAAGGCUUGGAGGGUCCUGUAUUUGGAUCAGCUGAUAUGUGGAAUGGUGUUGGAAUAUUCUUCGAUUCUUUUGACAAUGAUGGAAAGAAAAAUAAUCCUGCUAUAGUAAUUGUAGGCAACAAUGGACAAAUCCAUUAUGACCAUCAAAAUGAUGGUGCUAAUCAAGCUUUAGCAAGUUGCCAGAGGGAUUUUCGUAAUAAACCCUAUCCUGUCCGGGCAAAGAUUAUAUAUUACCAGAAAACAUUGACAGUAAUGAUCAAUAAUGGCUUCACACCAGAUAAAAAUGAUUAUGAAUUUUGUGCCAAAGUGGAAAAUAUGAUUAUCCCUGCACAAGGACAUUUUGGAAUAUCUGCUGCAACUGGAGGUCUUGCAGAUGACCAUGAUGUCCUUUCUUUUCUGACUUUCCAAUUGACUGAGCCUGGGAAAGAGCCACCUACACCAGAUAAAGAAAUUUCAGAAAAAGAAAAAGAAAAAUAUCAGGAGGAAUUUGAGCACUUUCAACAAGAACUGGAUAAAAAAAAAGAAGAAUUUCAGAAGGGCCACCCUGACCUUCAAGGGCAACCUGCAGAUGAAAUAUUUGAGAGUGUAGGAGAUCGUGAGCUGAGACAAGUCUUUGAAGGACAGAAUCGUAUUCAUCUUGAAAUCAAGCAGUUGAACCGACAAUUAGAUAUGAUUCUUGAUGAACAGAGAAAAUACGUCUCUUCCUUGACGGAGGAGAUCUCUAAAAGAGGAGCAGGAAUCCCAGGGCAUCAUGGACAGAUCUCUCAGCAAGAACUGGAUACCAUUGUGAACACUCAGCAUGAGAUUCUGCGACACGUAAAUGAAAUGAAGAAUUCCAUGAGUGACACCGUCAGGCUAGUCAGCAACAUCCAGCAUCCUGGGUCUGCAGGGGGCGUUUAUGAGGCCACCCAGCACUUCAAUGACAUCAAAGAGCACCUUCACGUAGUGAAGCGGGACAUAGAGUCCCUCGUGCUGCGGAACGCGCCAUCAAAUGAAAGACCAAAAUGCCCAGAACUGCCACCAUUUCCAUCAUGUUUAUCUACGGUUCACUUCGUUAUAUUCGUAGUGAUACAAUCGGUGCUAUUCAUUGGUUAUAUCAUGUAUAGGACUCAGCAAGAAGCAGCUGCCAAAAAAUUCUUUUGACCACCAUUUUCAUAUGUGUACAUCAUGUAUGUAUGUACAAAAUGUCUUUUUGAGGGACUGUAUUUAAAUUGCUUCAUAGGCUAAAUUAUUAAAUUUUGUAUAAAAUAACUUUAAACACUGAUUUGCAGUAAGAAUGAACCGCAAAGACAGCCACGUGUAAAUUUGUGCAUAGUACAUAAAAUCUAUUUAAAUUUCUCUGAAUUUCUGUCCAGUAGAAUAUAGCUGAACAGAAUAUUGAUAAAUAAGAGGAAAAGUAAUAGAAAAUGGGACAACCCCCAGAUAUGAAAGAUACCCCCAAGUCUCAGAUGUUGGAGGUUUCUUUAUUUAAUAUAAACACACUUCCCACCUGCCCCCCCCCCCCCCAAAUAUGAGGUCUAAGAGCUCUUCAUCAUGAUUAUUUUGUAACAGUCUUUUUUAAAUGUCAGAAUUUUCUCCUCUAAGACCCAGUCCCCACAAUCCUGUAAUCUAAUACUACUCCCUCUGAAAUCAAAGAAUAUGUUGUCUGAGAGCAUUAAGAUCUGGAUAAUAGUCUGCAUAAUUAUUAUUGAAAUAUUUUUCCCUCUGAUUAUCAAUUAUAUAUUUCACCUUUAAAGGAAAUUUUUGGGGGAAAUUAAGAGCUGCUCUUUGCCUUAAAAAAAAAAAUUAGGUGAAUGCAUUCCUCUGAUAAUAGUUUUUAUGGGUAUUUUGCCUGGUAAUGUGUUCAUUUCAUCAUCACUCAUAUGCUUGAAUGUCUUCAUUCUAACAGUGUCAGUUCAGUAUCAUGAAAACGUUUGCAUUUGUAUAUGUGAUUUGAGGAACUGCUCCCCUUCUAUGCAGCUUGUAAAUUCAGCUCAGGUUGCAUGUUCGGAGGAUUUUUAGUUCACAAAACCCACGUGACGUCCUAGUUUACAUUACUUCAUACAGCCUGGUGUUGCCGACUCUGCAUGCUUGUGUAAGUCAAGGAGGCUGGGUAGGAGCAGUGUUAAGAUUUUUGAAGGCAAAAUUUGAGAAAUAGAGUUAAUACUUCUGAUUCCCUUCUUUUAGUGCCAGAACUGAGGAUAUUGUGAAGUACUUGUUAGUAAGCCCGACCUUGAAAUGUCAGAAUGGAAGGAGUUGAUAUAGACUUUGUACAGAAUCCUGGGCAUUAUUGAAACAGUCUGUCAAUGACAUUUUAAAAUGCACUUAAAAAGAAAAAGACUAAAACAAAAUAAAAUGCACUUCAUUUUGUUUUCA